CAGGAGCUACACACUUCAAAUAUUUUUUUUUCCGAGAAUCCUAAAUUACAGCCUUAACCACCAUAAACAUUUAGGAGUUUUACUUUCGCUGUACAUUUGUGUAUAGAAUUAUUGAUAUGUAGAUUAUGUGGUGCUGCGCUUCUCCUGCCAAACGCACACACAUGUCAGAAGGGAAGACGGAGUAAGAAAUAAAACAAAACAAAACAACAACAAAGUUCGCAGACAAAUUUUUGGAGUUUAAAGUAAAGAGGCUAGUAUUCUCUGCAUCAAGCGUCUGAGCACGAGCGAGAAGGACGUCUGCGAAGAAAGGACAGAAAAGUUUCACAACAACGAGUAUCCUGUCUUAAUGAUGCACUGAGGAAUGCCCAGUUGUCAUGAAACCUCAAUUCCAGACCAGUUCUGCAACAGAGAAGAGAAUGGAGAACAUUGUAGGCACCAGUAGUGCAUCCACUCGUGCAGACAUCAGUGAGAAGGCUGUGGCCUCCAGCACUACAUCCAAUGAGGAUGACCGUUCUGGUUCACCAUAUCACCAUGAGAGGCGUAACACCAUUAGUGCGCAGACUGAUGUUGUGAACACAUCAGGAAAAGUCAGUGAAGAGCCAUCCACCUCUACAGAAGAACGUCCUCCACUGGUAAAGAAAGAAUUUCAGAGCUCUCUGCCCCGCUUGGCAGACCACACCCUGCCCUAUCGUGGAACACUGUUUGCCAUGGAUCCUCGUUCUGGAUAUCUGGACCCUCACUAUACUGCACCACAGUUCUUUCCUGCUUUUCAUCAUCCAGUACCAAUUGAUGAUAGACACACACAAGGCCGAUACAUUUACGAACCCUCGCCAGUACCAUCACUACACAUGCCUCCUGCACUGGCAGCAAGCCCGACAUUUUCUGAUAUCUCCCUCAUCCGGAUCUCACCGCACCGGAACCCUUCAAUGGGGACAGACUCACCCUUUAACCCUUCACAUCCUUACAUUAACCCCUACAUGGACUACAUACGCUCCUUGCACAGCAGUCCCUCUUUGUCCAUGGUCUCUGCUGCCAGGGGCCUUAGUCCUGCAGAUACACAUCACACAGGUUUAACCACAGCGGAGUACUACCACCAAAUGGCCCUGCUUGCAGGUCACCGCAGCCCGUAUGCUGACAUCAUUCCCUCAGUGGGGUCCACAACAGGACCUGCAAGCAGUGCCCUGCAUAUGGAGUACCUGCAGGCUAUGGAAAGUUCUAGAUUUCCUAGUCCUAGGCUGAUAAACCGGCCCAGCAGGAAAAGACCCAUUCCCAACUCUCCUUCCUUGUCUGACCCCAGUUUUGACUUGCAGGCCAUGAUUCGCACCUCUCCCAACUCUUUAGUCACUAUCCUUAAUAAUUCCCGCUCUAGCUCAUCCAACAGUGGAUCUUAUGGACACCUAUCUGCUGGAACUAUCAGCCCUGCUUUGAGUUUUGGAUAUCCUCCAACACCUGUAGCACUGCAAAUGCAUCAGCAGCUAAUCAGUCGACAACCAGGCAUCGUAGGAUCUGCAUUUGGACACAGUCCACCACUCAUACACUCAGCACCUGCAUUUUCAACCCAGAGACCUGUUCCUGCCAUCCAAACCUCCAGCCUGGCACCUACAGAACGUUCCAUAGUCUCAAAUGACUCACAGAGUAAACCCACAAGUGAGUCGGCUGUGAGCAGCACAGGGGACCCCAUGAACCAUAAAAGGUCCAAACUCAAACCUGAAGAAGAACCACCCAGCCCCAGAGCCGUUAGCAUGCAGGAGCAAAUGAAUGGAAUGACUCUGGUGAAGGAAGAGGGCGAUAAAGAGGAGGGCAAGCAGGAGCCAGAGGUAGUGUACGAGACUAACUGUCACUGGGAUGGUUGCUGCAGAGAGUUUGACACCCAAGAGCAGCUUGUGCAUCACAUAAAUAAUGACCACAUUCAUGGAGAAAAAAAGGAAUUUGUGUGUCGCUGGGAGGAAUGUUCAAGAGAGCAGAAACCCUUUAAGGCCCAGUAUAUGCUGGUGGUUCACAUGCGCAGACACACAGGAGAGAAGCCACAUAAAUGCACGUUUGAAGGCUGUUCAAAGGCAUAUUCCAGAUUGGAGAACCUGAAAACACAUUUGCGUUCCACAUACAGGAGAGAACCAUAUGUAUGUGAACAUGAAGGCUGCAACAAAGCCUUUUCGAAUGCAUCUGACCGAGCCAAACACCAGAAUCGCACACACUCUAUGAGGUCAAAACCCUAUGUGUGUAAAAUUCCUGGUUGCACUAAGCGGUACACUGACCCCAGCUCCUUAAGGAAACAUGUUAAAACUGUUCAUGGUCCUGAGGCCCAUGUCACCAAAAAACAACGUGGGGAGACAUACCCACGACCGCCACCUCAACCACGAGAACCUGGAGCAACCACUGACCAAAAGGAGUAUACCCAUGCUACCUCAAAACAGGAAGAAUGUCUGCAAGUCAAGUCAAUCAAAACAGAGAAGCCCAUGACGUCUCAGUCAAGCCCUGGCAGUCAGUCUUCAUGCAGCAGUGACCAGUCCAUCAACGGCCCCCAUAUCAGCCAGGGAGUCCAGCUUACUGUGAACAGUAUUGGGCUUGCGGGGGAGGUGGCAGUACUUGAGGACAUGGAAAAUGAAGAGGAGGAUGAGGAGAACAGAGAAGGAGAUAAGGAGGAUGCCCCCAUUAUGGACUCUACAGUAUCCACUGCAACAUCCACUGCGGCAACAAUAGUUUUGCAGACUCACCGAAGUGUUGGACGGCCCCUACGCUGGAUGGAGCAUGUUAAGAUUGAGAGGUUACGGCAGGUGAAUGGAGCUGUGCCUAGGCUAGGAUUCCUGCCUCCAACACCGCCCCCUAAAAGCCAGGCCAUGCCUACCCUCACAGGAAAGGGUCAAUGCCUUGGGAGGAGUACUUCUGUGAGGGUGCCUCCAUGCCCUGAGCCGUCCAACACAGAGCUGACAAUUCUGAGUUUGCUGCAUGAACGACGGGACAGUAGUGGCAGCAACACUAGCUCAGCUUACCUGAGCAGCAGCCGUCGAUCUGGCAUUUCCCCCUGCUUCUCCAGUCGCUGUUCUAGCCAGACUUCACUUUCAGAGUACAGCCCCCAUCGACAUAUCCAUAAUCUCAGUGCCACUGAUUCUUAUGACCCUAUUUCCACUGAUGCCUCUCGACGCUCCAGUGAAGCCAGCCAGUAUGAUGGGGGAAGUUCAAGUGCAGUGGUGUUUGGUGGAAGUGUAGUUUUUAAGGGCAGUGGUAUGGGAUCAAGAGGGGAUCUGAACCUCACUCCAGCUCAACACUAUAACCUAAAGGCCAAGUAUGCAGCUGCAACAGGUGGACCUCCUCCCACACCCUUGCCCAGUAUGGGGAAUAUAAGCCUAAAGACUCACUUGGCUUUGAUGGAAGACAGAAAGAACACCGACCAGCUUACACUACCACCACUGGUCAGGUCACGUCGCUGUAGUGAUGGUGCACACAACUUGCAUGACAGUCAAGAAGUGUAUCAACGAAAGGGAACAUACUCUGGUGGUGGUCCAGGGAAAAAUGAUCGAAGAGCUAGUGAUCCUACACAUCACAAACAAAAUGUUAGUUCUUAUGGCUUGCCACAAGUACGACAUUUCAGUAGUGUAAACAAUAUGACUUCAUCACCAUAUCCUGCUAGUUAUGGUUACUCAAACAGAGAAGAUCACGGUCUAAACCUACAGAAUUACACUUGUCAAGUAGAUAGCUUUCAGAGUGAUCUGCACUCCCCUUGUCCUCCUAGCAUCAUGGAGCAAUCCACACUUGAGAACGUUUCCAUGAGCCAGGAUGGUCUUUUGUUACAUGUCAAUAAAAACAUCCAGCCUGACUUCAUGCAGUAUCUCCAUUCCCAAUCAAUAAAUAACCAAGACAACCAAAGGCCUAUUAUCAGUCCCGCAGAUAACCAGAACUUCCUCAGUCCACGACAGCAACAAAAAGGGGUAGAGCAAGAAGACACUAGUAUAGAUCUGAUGCCUAUCCAGUCGAAUGAAGUGAGCUCUGGUAGUGCUGAUGUUACUAUUCCAAGGCAGCAGUUUCAGAGGUGUGGCAGAUGGUCAGACCAGAGCUCAGUAAGCAAUCCCUUUGGUCGAUUUGGAAACAUGGUUGUACAACAGCAGCAUAUAGAUUUCAUUGAUCAGCACUCAGCUCUUCAACACAUGGCAGAUUUAAGCUAUGGCUGCAGAAAUUCAGAGCAGCAUCUACAAGUAGCAAAACCAGUCCAAGAGAAGUCCAGGUUGAAAACAGGCAUUAAGACUGAGUCUUUCUCAACCUUCCAACUGGAAUCAAAACACAGCAACUUUGGUCGACCAGACUUCUCUCAUAUUUUUUCAGCCCCCAUUCAUCAGAAAUGUUCCCAACAUACAGCUGUAUCCCAAUCUCAUCUCCAGCAAAAUCAAAUAACAAAUCAAGUCAGCAGCAAUCUGUUAUUGCAAAGACCAGGUAACUGCAGCUUACUACUGGCUUACCGGCCUCAGCCAGCUGUCAACACUUCCUACUCCACUAGGCAGGAUAUGAACAGCCAUAAUGUACAAUUAUGCCACCCACAAAGCUUGAAAAAUGGACUAGGCACCAAUUGUUCACUUUCAAAUCAGGUUUCCGUUGUGAAGCUUGAUCAAGUUGAUCACCUUCAAACCAACACUUGCUCAUCAAUUCAGCAACAAAAGCCUGUGUUCAUUGACAACUGUUUUGACCCAGAAGAGUCCAAGAUCUCUCACAACAUAGUACAGUCAUGUCUAAUGGAAUCAUUGAUGGCAGAGAAAGAAAGAAUUUCUGAAGUUCUUCUGUCAUCUGGGGUUAAUCAGGUGACUAGCACAGUAGAAAGAAUCCCAGCUGAUAAUGUUGGUUUAGGAAUUUGUUCCAUUGUUGAUGAUAGUUAUGAGCAGGGCAGCGUAGUAUCUGGCAUGACUUCCUCUCGACUGAGUAAUUCUCAUGCUUCCUCUGCAUUUCACGGUGUGAAUAUAGGCACAAACAACAUGGCUAUCAGUGACAUGAGCUCCCUCCUCACCACCCUCGCUGAAGAGAGUAAAUUUCUGGCAAUCAUCCAGUAGUCUGAACUGCCCCACCAAAACAAAAAAAUGUUUUAUAGUUAACAUAAAUUUAACAGACUUGUGCAUGUAAAGAUGUGGGAUGAGAAAAAAAGCCUUAUGAACACUGUUUAACAGGCAAUGUUGAUAAAAGAGUUGCUACAGACUCUAUUUUGAUGGGGGUUUUUUUCGUCUUCCUAGAAGAUGAUCAUGACCGAAAGAGGCACCAAUCUUUUUUGCCUCAGUUUUCUUUGUUGAUUUUGCUCCUAUUAAGUUCUUUUGCACUGUUGUUACAAGUGCAUGCCAUUUUUCUUAAAUACUAAAUUGUGCAUAGUUUUCACUAAACUGAGUAGGUUAACUCAUUGUGUACCUUUAUUUUAGAGUGCUUUACAAAUUACUAAGAAGGUGUAAAUACACACAGACACGACUGUCAACAAGUUAAGACAGGGUUAAAUAUUUUUACAGGGAAAAAAAUCAUGUUUACUAAUGUUGUAGUGAUUUCAGCUUUAACAAAUUUUGUUUUGGCCAAUUUUCACACCAUCACUAGAAAGAGGAACAUUUUGUAAUGUGAGCAACAAAUCAUCUAGAGCUGAUAUAUCUGUAUCUUUACUAUAUUGCUAUAACUUUGUAAAUAUUUUUUCUUUGUUUACCAUAAUAAUUUACAUUUUACAUAUUUUUUAUAUAACAGUUAAUGACUGGGGUCAAUGUUAAGCAGUACUUCAUGUGACAUAUGUCAAGAAAAAAAAAUAUCUGUGAUCAUUUUAGUAAGGUCAAUGUUUUGGUUAUUGCACAGAUGAUUUGGAAUUUGGGAACAAAAGAUGUUGUUUAAUGUGUAAAUUCAUGUUUAAAUUUAUCUAAAUAUGUCAGUAAUUUUAUUUGUUAUUUUGUAAGAGUCGGUAGUGUGCUGUUUUUGUCACAGCAGUGCAGUAAAUAUAUAGUAAGAUGUCACGUAUACCUUGACUUUUUAGAUCAACUUGUUGUCUGUCUACACAUUUAUGAUUACAUAAACAAAAUUCAAAUUUAUAUACACAAUGGCACAUCAAGAGCAAAAAGCGUUUUAAGCAGUAUUAAAACAAUCUGCAAUGUCUAACUGCAUUUGUACAGUUUUUUAAAGAUGUACUCUAGCAAUUAGGUAAUGUUUUUGUACAGUUAUUUCUGCAGUCGUAUUACAGUGACUUUUAUUUUAAUCACAAAAGUGGUAUGACCCAUUCCAAUAGGACACGAUCAGAAGGUUUACGCCUAAGGUAUGUGCCUUAUUUAUGCCUGUCCAUACAAAAUAAUCACUGCCGUUUUACUUUUUUACGCAAAUUAUAGAAAAACAAAAAGGGAGGAUUCCUAUGACUUCAUGUUUUGGUUGGGCAUUGAGAAAUGUUACAUGUAAACAUUGUUGUUUCUGUUGUUGAUUUCUUCAAGCUUGUAAAUGCAUAUUAAUUCGGUACACUGUAGUCAGAAUAGUUUGCAUCUGGAGUCAGAAUUAGAAAAAAAUAUAUAUCUUCCUAAAUAUCUUAUUCUAUAAAGCAGGAAUCUCUGUGUUUUGUCCUACAUUUAAACAAGGAAAUUAAAAUAGAGUCAUGGUGCCUAGCACUUUUAAACUGGGAACAACUCUUAAUGCUUUUUUAUAUAAGAUUACGACAAUUGUUUGUAUGGUUUUAAUAAAAAAUAAAAACAUUUAAAUUACAUGAUUA
This is a messenger RNA of Danio aesculapii, 6694 nucleotides long. RefSeq names its product transcriptional activator GLI3-like. The record is from RefSeq and is a predicted model, not a curated record. Lineage: Eukaryota; Metazoa; Chordata; Actinopteri; Cypriniformes; Danionidae. Gene Ontology annotation, molecular function: RNA polymerase II cis-regulatory region sequence-specific DNA binding; DNA-binding transcription factor activity, RNA polymerase II-specific. Gene Ontology annotation, biological process: smoothened signaling pathway; regulation of transcription by RNA polymerase II. Gene Ontology annotation, cellular component: nucleus.